This is a messenger RNA of Cyprinus carpio (common carp), 2683 nucleotides long. RefSeq names its product interaptin-like. Lineage: Eukaryota; Metazoa; Chordata; Actinopteri; Cypriniformes; Cyprinidae. The record is from RefSeq and is a predicted model, not a curated record. Bases 860 to 2683 code for a protein of 607 amino acids. The transcript is spliced from 2 exons.
GUGAGAAAGUCAGAAAGAAUGCACCACAGUGGCUAUUUUUGUCCAUGUACUAAGCUGACUUAAUAGAUACAUGUCAAACCACAUCACUUGUGCAUAUUCAGACAUGCACAUUAGUUUUAUUUUUUAUUAUCAUUAAGCCUACACUUACAAUGCUUUAGUUUCCUACCAUUAACAAACAAUAUCAUUCCUAUCUAAUCUCAUAAUCAGCUACGCUUUAAAGCUGAUAUGGUGAAAUAUCUUGAGGGAAGUUAGAGGUGCUGCACACUCUAGUUGUGCAGAAGUAACUGUUGCAGCAGGAAACUAUGGCUAUAUUUCAAAACCAAGUGAGAUUUCUUUCCAGACAGCAGAUUUUCUUGCACUGUGACUGAAAAAAAAAAGCAUAAACACAAAAAUGCCAGUUUCACUCAUGAUGUCUAAAAAUGCUGCACGCGACUGAGACACUGCACACGCAUGCCUGGUGCCGCCUUUUUAGAUUGUUCACUAGGUUUUGACACACAGCUAGUGUACUCUGAAAUGAUGUGUGGUUCAACAUGACAGGCUCAAUGACUCUUAUGCUUUCCUCACCACAAACCAAUUCCGUGUUUUUUUGUGUUUGUGCGUUGGCUGGUGUCAAUGCUGCUUCACACAGCGCGUCUUCCUCAUUAAAACACCGGACAUAUGAGCACAAGGAACUCAAUAAAUGUGACCUCCGUCACUCAGUAACAAUAUAACUUCCCUUAAAGGACUUAUAAAAAGGAGACGUGCUUGUAAUGGUCUGAAUGGUGACGUUGUGAAAAACGGCUGGACGUCGCUACCAAACUUUGAGGAAGCUUCAUUAAUCUGUCAGCAGUUAAUCUUUUUUUUUUUUAUUUAAUCGGCUAUGGAUCCAACUGAAAACCCAGGGAACCGCAUUGGUCGCACUAUUUGGACUGUUUGGGGUUAUCUGUCAGGGGCUGUUGCAAGAUUUCUCAGACCGGAAGUCACAGAUGAAGGAAACCAAGGUGUUCGUACCAGAACAGAUGAUAUUGACUUGAAAAGUGCAGUUAACAAGAUUGACAGAGAAGUAACGGCAAAAAAUAGCAACAAUGAAGGGAAGGAAACAAAUCAAAUUGACAGUGCAGAGGUCAAGUGUUCCCCAUCUAAAGUCAGAGUGCAAGUGGCUUCUGUACAGUGGGAAAACACUGAUGUGGUCAAGGAUGACAAUAAUGAUGAACUUCAUGUUCACACCACAAAAAAACAAACUUACCAUUGUGCAGUGUGGUCCCCUGGGACUGAUACAGACAACGAAGGAUGCAUGGUUGACGCACUUGUUGAGAAAGAAGCAGUCUCAUCUGAUGAGGUUCAGGCUGAAAAUAUAUAUGCGAACAAUGAGUUUAAGGAGAGUGAAACUGCACACGAGUUGGAAGAAACUGGAAAGAUUGAACAAAAAUAUGGUGACAAUGAAGAUAUAGAAGAACGUGAUCAGAAUCAUAAGGGUGAAAAGUGUGCAAAGAAUAGAAAAGAUGCAUAUGAGACAGACGUAAUGGUCCAAUUUGAUCAAGAUGUAGAACAGGAAAAGCAGAUAAACAUGGCGGACCAUGGAGAGACAGAAGGCAUUGCAGGUUUUAAACAUGCAGAUACACAUCUUAUUGAUGAACAAAUUGUUGACCAGAAGGAUCGAGGGGGAAUUGCUUACGUCUCUAAAAACGAGGUUGAGGAGAUGAUGCCUGAAACUAGAGGUGCGACUGAGCAGGAUAAGGAGAAGAAAACUGUACAGGACUUGGAAGAAAUUUGGCAGCUUGAACGAAACGAUGGUGACAAUGAAGAUAAAGAAGAAUGUGAUCAGAAUCAUGAGGAAGAAAAGUGUGCAGUGGAGAGUGAAGAUCUGGAUAAUGCAGACGUAAAGGUCCAAUCUGAGCUUUAUGGACAAGAUGUAGAACAUGAAAUGAAGAUAAGCAUGAUGGACCAUGCAGAGAAAGAAGGUAUUGGAGGUUUUAAACAUUCAGAUGAACAUCCAAUUGAUGAAAAGGAGAACAAUUUAGACCAGAAGGAUCAGGAGAAAACUGAGAAUGAUGAAGAACAAGGACUUGAAUCACAAGUUCAAGAUCUGCAGAAGAGUGAAGAUCCAGAUAAUGCAAAUGUAAUGGUCCAAUGUGAGCAAGAUGUAGAACAAGAAAAGAAGAUAAAUAUAGUGGACCAUGGAGAGACAGAAAGAAUUGCAGGUUUUAAACAUGCAGAUGAACACCUUAUUGAAGAAAAGGAGAACAAUUUAAACCAGACGGAUCAGGAGAAAACUGAGAAUGAUGAAGAAAAAGGACUUGAAUCACAAGUUCAAGAUUUGCAGAAGAGUAAAGAUCCAGAUAACGCAGACAUAUUGGUCCAAUGUGAGCUUUAUGGACAAGAUGUAGAACAAGACAAACUGAUAAGAAUGAUGGAUCAUGCAGAGAAAGAAGGAAUUGGAGGUUUUAAACAUUCAGAUGAACAUCUUAUUGAUGAAAUAGAGGAACAAAUUGUUGACCAGAAGGAUCAGGGGAGAACUGAGAAUGAUGAAGACCAAGGAACUGAAUCACAAGUGCAAGAUUUGCUGCCACAGCUGGAAUAUUUAAAAAAAUAUUCUGAUGAAAUUGCUUGCAUAUCUAAAAACGAGGUUGAGGAGAUGAUGCCUGAAACUAGAUGUGCGACUGAGCAGGGUAAGGAGAAGGAAACUGCACAGGACUUGGAAUAA